CCUUUCCAAAAACGACGGGGUAUCUGUAGCAUCCCCUUGUUCCUUCAAUUCAAUAGAUUCAAACUUUAUCAACACGUUACUCCCCGCCCGCACCUAUACAUGAGAGGAUGACGUUGCCUUCAGACAGUCGAUACUAAGGUACUUGUUUUACAACAGCCCAUGGUCAUUAUUCUUUACUGGGGUGGUGCUUUCUUUUUCUGCUCCGAAACAACAACCUGGAAUCGUUCACCGCACUUUCUUCACAGCUAGACAAGGCACUUCCAUUCUUCUCCAUAACCUCCGAGCACUGCUCCCUGUGUGUCCUAGAGUUUUCGAGAGUUUGCGUUAGGCAAAAUGGACUCUGAUGAGUCCGACUUCUACGGGGACGAUGAGAUUGUCGCCGGCCUAGAGUCUCGGGUUACGUCAUUUGACGUUUCUCGGUGGUGGGAAGAGAGGGAUGCGGCGGCGGCCUCCAUCUCGGUGAUGGACAGAAACGUCAAAAAGGAGCCUCUCGACAGCACCAAACUCCACAACCCAUACGCCGGUGUUCCUUACGCGUGGCAAUUGACGGAGACCGUCAAUGACUUCCUGGAUCGUCUCCCUCCCGAGACGACGGAGCACAGCGAGCGACUCCCGUGGAUUUUCGUAUGCAAUCCGUACAUCCGCAGGAAGGACAGGUUCAAUGCCCAGAAUCAGCGGAGCAGAGGCAACGAGGACGAAGCACCCGGAGAAGAGGGCUCACGACUCGAUACUCUUAUCGAGGGGGGUUCGGAGAGAUUAGAUAUCCUCCUCAACUACAAGCAAGGCCUGGAGAAGACCAACAAAUCCAAGACAGUACAGGCAAAAUUGCUGAGGCAAGAACAAGAAGAUGCCACCCGAGAUAUCAUGGGCCUCGCGCACAUGUGUAAGAUCAAAGCCGGCAAGUGGAUGCUCUUCUGUCAGCCCAAGGAUGUCAACGAAGUCUGGAACGUCAUAGCAAGGGCCACAGCGAAUAACGAACUAGGCAUUGCCGCAAAAGUUGCCCCUUGGAAUCCGUAUACGGACCCCACCGGUCGAAAAGACCGGAUUGUAUGCGUUUACACGGCCGACUUCAGUGACAUGGCAGAUGUCACCCGCGUCUUGCGUCGGCUGAGGGAGCUCAAGCUCGUUGAGGCUAUGGGGCGUCCUAUCUACUAUAAGCCAGAUGCGUUUACAUAUCUCGGUAUUGCUUCCGGCAAUCAUUGGGGUUUGAAGGCCUCGAUUUACAGUUCUAGGGAUGUGCUAUCCUAGUAGGUAGUCAUCGGCCCUGUGGUUUUCCACUUCCCGAGAGGAGGUUGUAUAUGGUUCACUUGAUGAUGCAAUGCCUUGCAGCUGUAGGCCCAGUACUUAUCUCAGCGAUUGAAUGCUGUCGGGAGUGAGAAAAGAAAGCCAGCUGGACCGG
Colletotrichum acutatum is the source of this 1399-nucleotide messenger RNA. RefSeq lists its product as uncharacterized. The transcript is spliced from 4 exons. Bases 334 to 1248 code for a protein of 304 amino acids. Lineage: Eukaryota; Fungi; Ascomycota; Sordariomycetes; Glomerellales; Glomerellaceae. The record is from RefSeq and is a predicted model, not a curated record.